Molecule: messenger RNA, 3671 nt
Organism: Dimorphilus gyrociliatus
Lineage: Eukaryota; Metazoa; Annelida; Polychaeta; Dinophilidae
Source: the annotation of a GenBank genome assembly
GCCGAUGUCUUCCUAACAUCAACCUGUUAAAGGGCACAAAAAUAAAAAUAACAAUGCUUCACUCGGAAACUCGAGCCUUUAGCAACCAAUUUAAAGAUUAUGGGGAAGAAGAUACAGUCAUUGGAUCUAACAAUCGGGUAUAACUUUCUCGGGAUAUUGUAUAGUAAAAAUACUUUGAGCGAUAAUAAGUCGAUAUGUCCACAGCUUACAGAUGAUUUUCUACAAAAGCUAAAUUCAUGCAUCGGUAAACUUUUGUAUAAGCUCGAAAAAGAGUACACAGGAAGUAACAUAAACUGGAAUGAUUGCUCAGUCUACACUGGGGUAUCGGGCAUCGCUUUACUUUACGUCCGGCUAUACGAUAUCGGUAUCCGGCCGGACGGACUGCAAACAGCACUGAAAUUUGUCGAACCAUGCCUACAGAAAUUAAAAAAUGCCAAGGCUAGUUUCCUUUGCGGAGACUCGGGCCCCUUGUGCGUCGCUGCCCUGGUUUAUAAACGCCUGAAUAAUGUCGAUAAGUAUGAAUCUUGCGUUAACCAACUGAUAAAUCUGCGUGCAAUCGCAAUGAAGGGUGAUACGCCCGACGAAAUUCUCUCUGGUAGAGCCGGAUAUUUGUAUUCUCUACUGUUUAUCAAGGAACGCGUGACGAGUGUAGACGAAGAAUUAAUAAGAAGCAUUGUUAAAGAAAUUGUUCGAAGCGGACGUUCAUAUGGUGAUCCAGACAGCUUGGGCGUUUCUCUAAUGUUUGAGUGGCAUGGUAAGAGAUAUUUAGGGGCAGCCCAUGGUGUUUCCGGCAUAAUUUCAAUGUUAUUCAAAAGCGGUCUAGUUGAUAGCCGUCAACUGUCGAAGGAAGUGGAUUGUUUGAGAGCUUUGCAAUUCAAGUCGGGAAAUUAUCCGAGUUCCUUACCCAUAGGUUCUGACAAAUUGGUUCACUGGUGUCACGGUUCCCCAGGCUUUACUUUUAUGUUUGUUGAGGCGUACAGGAAGACAGGUGCCGAAUGCCAUUUAAAAUCGGCCGUUGAUUGCGCAGAGUCUAUUUGGAGAAUGGGAUUGUUGAGAAAAGGAUACGGUCUGUGCCACGGCAUUGCCGGAAACGCUUAUGCACUGUUGACCGUUUAUCAAACGACACAGGAUAUCAAAUAUCUACAUAGAGCGGCAAAAUUUGCAGAAUUCUGUUUCGAUUAUGGAAAACAUGGUUGCAAACAGCCGGAUAGGCCUUAUUCCCUAUUUGAAGGUUUGGCUGGCACAAUUUAUUUUUUGGUCGAAUUACUCGAACCAAUGAGCGCUAAAUUCCCCUCUUUUGACGAUGUCUAACCUCGACCCUAGCGUGAUGUAGGAUGGAUAAAGAACGCGCGAAUAAGCACGAAAAAGAAAGUCAAAUUGAACGUGAUACAAAUAAUAGCAACCUCAAUGACGACGUUCUUUGUGUAACCUUAUGAGGGUGGUCUUACUUAAGAAGCUGUCUAACGCUGGGCGGUAGCAGUAUGCUCAUGACCGAAAAUUGAAAAUUCACUUAUUACAACUCUAUUUAAUAAGCUGAAAAAGACUAUUCUCUUUCAAAUAUUACAUUAUACAAUUAUAUCGACUUUUUUGAAAGAUUUUUCUGUCUCAAAUACUCGUAUUAUUACUCUGAUUUUUAUUUUAUUUGCAUGGUCGAUAGUGUUGCUUAAAAGUUCCUAAUUAAUAACUACACGUUUUAUAAAUUGGCAGUGAACUGUAAAAUAAUAUUGAGUCUGCUUAAUUUCACGUAUAUUUAACCGUUAUUAAGCAACAAUGGCUACGAAUUACACAGCUGUUCACGUUCUCGCCCUGCUUUAUGUGAUAUUGCUUUUCAAAGAACACUUGUAUAAUGGCGCAUGAAAAUACUGUCUAUAUAAAUAUGUUGUUUUUGCUCAAUGUGACAUUAUACUUUGUAAGUUUACGCAGUAAAAUGUCGUGAAAGUAUUCAAAGAUAACAGAAAGAAAAGCCAUAACAGCGUAGGAUAGACGGAAAGAGCUAGAAACUAUUUUACUAAAACGAAUAUUAAACGAUUUCGUGGGAUUAUCCUAUUUACAGUAAACACGAGAAAAGAAUGGCUUGGCAAUUAAUUCGAGUGCUUAGUUAAUCGGCUCGGACUAUCGACAAACAAGCACCUCCCUUAUCCAAAAAGGAAAAAUUCUUUUAAUGGACGCCCGGUUAAAGAAGAUAAAUAUCUCCUUGAUUCUAGAUACAUUUUCAUCUGUUACUGGUGUUCGUUUAGAUAAAGAUCGGAAAAGAAAGAGUUUUGUAUAUUAUUUAUAAGUUAUUGUGUAUAUUUAUAAUAGAAAAAAGGUAACAACAAAGAGUGAGUUAUUUCGGCUUGAGGUGAAAAAAAACAAUGUUUAACGUGGACCAUGGUUGAAAUUUUCCAAAUCCAUUCAAACGCAAAAAAGACGUCAAAUUCACUUGAUCGAUGUCCGAUGGUCUUUUGUAUUCGCAUUGCCGUCUAUUGUCAACUGCAAACGGCAUUUUUGUCUGAUUGGCUACGAUUCCUUUCUUCUUUCCGUCCAACAGCUGCGUAUCACUAGGAAAACGAGGCGUUGGCAAAUCGAUUAGGAUCCACUUUAAUGGGCACUAAGGAGAAAGAAGCUUCAUAUCUUUAUUAUUUACUCUUUGAUAGAUUCGUAUAAAUAACAUCUACAUCGUACACAAACUUUAUAUAUAUCUUUACGGACCCGUCAUUAAUCAUUAACAAUCUCACUAAAUUUGCCGGUUGUUAUGACGAUAUUCCCAAUACUAAUUGAUGAUGGUCGGUGUAGUUGUCUGUAAUCCGAAUUUCCUUUGUCAUGGCGAUAAAGGAUUAAGAGGGGAUAAAAACUUAGCCAAUAACAUUAAGGAGUUGAAAGUAGUUCAGAGGUGACGGCUGUAUCAUACUCGAGAGGUUUUUUGUUCUUUUGUCCCUUGCCGGACGUUGGUGAGAAACUUUCUUUAAUCUUUACAUCUGCAUCAUUUACACCCCGCUCCAAUACUUACAACUAAUAUGUUAUGACAAGUUUUUUUACGCUCCAUCCCAUCCCAUCGUUAGCGGCUUGUUUAAUUUAAUAAAAAUAUUACUAGAAGGUGGUCGCGAGGAAAAAAACACACUUAAGUAGGCCUACAUUGAAUAAAUAAAAUUCGAGAUAGAUACUUUUUUUUACUCUAUCUGGUUAAAUUCAUCCAGAUAUCUUGUCGAUUAUUUAUUGAUAAUACACCCAUCCAUAUAAGUACUAUUUGAUAACUGCUAGCUCGCGGUUUGUUGACGUAUAGGCUUCAAUACGAUAAGCGGUUUGGAUGGCAAUUAGUGUUCAACGUAAAUAAUUUACAGUAAUAACAGUUAAUGUAUAAUAAAGUUCAUAUUACAAUAGGAUUAUCUGGAAUCUUUAAUCUAUACUCAAUAUAUAUCUAGAUAUAUAAAUAAAAAAAGAAUAUUCGUAUAUGAAUAAAUAAGAAAAAAAUCAAAUACUUGGGGCGAAAUAAUAUGUGAGGCUUGGGCUCUCAAAGAAAAUACUGAGUAUAUUCAACUACCAAAUGACAGUUGCCCAAGUUUGUUCGGAAACAAAGUAUACAAUUUCUGACCCGCCCAUAAAUUCUGGAGGUAGUGAUCUGAAUACAGCCUAUUACUGUUGUGAAGAGGGGGAAUAGUGAUUAAUCAACUCUUUGAACAUUUAUAUUCCAU